AUGGUUGCAAAAAUCACAGCGAAAUUAAAUGAGCUGAAUCUAAAACUGCAAGAAUUAGCAUUCAUAGUAAAUCCUCUCAACACAAAUAGUAACGAAAUUCACGUUGAGCAAUUUGGAAUUCAUACUGGAUCUUUAGAAAUGCAAUUGAUCGAUUUAAAAAGUAAAACUUUUUUGGAGUGGAAAAUUUACAGAAUUGAAAGGCAAGUUGAAAAAGUUGGAAGUCCAGAAAUGUAUGUACGUAACGCAAAAAAGUGGAGAGCUUUGAAAGAAAUACCGCGAAUUGAGGGACUAUAUUCGCCGCAUGGAAUAAUCUUCCAGAUAGGUAUAGUGAGGUGA
This is a messenger RNA of Diabrotica balteata, 336 nucleotides long. The record is from the annotation of a GenBank genome assembly. Lineage: Eukaryota; Metazoa; Arthropoda; Insecta; Coleoptera; Chrysomelidae.